GUCUCUGUCUCUUUAAAAGCACUGUUUUUCCCGCGUAUUUAACGUACAUUUCGCGAGAUUUUCCCUCUCCUCGCGAGACUUGGCGUGACCCCCGUUUACAAGACGCGCGUUUCCCCCGCAGAGGAGCGCGCUCGCUCGCGCCCCCGACGCCCCCCAAACACGCGCGCUUCCCGCGUCGCUCGCUCGCUCGUGUUUGACGCUCGUCGGUCGAUAGGCGCGGAGCGACGAUGUGGAUCCAGAUCCGCACGAUCGACGGCAAAGAGACGCGGACGGUGGAGGAUCUGUCGCGCCUCACGAAGAUCGAGUCCCUGCGCGUCAAGAUCCGCGACAUCUUCAACGUGAAGCCGGAGCAGCAGAGGCUCUUCUACCGCGGGAAGCAGAUGGAAGAUGGUCAGACGCUCUUCGAUUAUAACGUCGGUCUUAACGACAUCGUCCAGCUUCUCAUUCGCUCGCAGACAGAUGCACCAGACAGCCCCUCCCUCAACAACGAUGAAGGCGUGGCCUGUAUUAUAGCCACGCCCACCACAGCAUGUGUCCCCGCCUCAGCCACACCCACCACAGCAGUGGUUCCCCCAGCAACCGUCACCAACAGCAACGGAAACGGGUCCAAACCCUGCAGCCCGGCGCCGGAGAGCCAGCCGUCCACCUCCAGCCAGACGCUCCUCAUCGAUCCCGGGAUCGGACUCUUCAGAGUGAAUGAGUUGGUGGACUGCAGGGACGUCAGCAUCGGCGCAUGGUUCGAAGGCGUGAUUGAGAAGGUCACUCCUGCCUCUAAAGGUCAGAACAGAGUCGGACGACCCUGCAAACGCACCAACGGCAAGCUGGACUCGGAUCCUUCGUCCUCAUCAUCAUCCACAGACACUCACAGCACAGCGCUACACUCGGAGCAACCGUCCACGUCCAGAACCGAUCCGGCUCUCGUCUCCUACCACAUUAGAUAUGAAGAUUAUCCGGAGAACGGCGUGGUGGAGAUGAGCGCAGAUAACGUUCGUCCGAGGGCCAGGACUGUGCUACGCUUCGACCAGCUGCAGGAGGGUGACCGGGUGAUGGUCAACUAUAACCUGGAGAAUCCUGAGGAGCGAGGCUUCUGGUACGACGCCGAGAUCACGAGCCUCAACGCCGUCUCACGCACCAACAAAGAGAUCCGCGUCAAGAUCCUGCUCGGAGGUCCGGGUGAUGUGAUUGGUGACUGUAAGCUGCAGUUUCUGGAUGAGAUUUACAGGAUCGAGAAACCAGGAGCACCAGCGCUUUCUGCAGCAGACGGCCCCUUCAAACGUAAGACGGGUCCGGAGUGUAAGCACUGUAAAGCGGACCCGGACGCUGAGUGUCGGUUCUGCUCGUGUUGUGUGUGUGGAGGGAAGCAGGACGCUCACAUGCAGCUGCUGUGUGACGAGUGUAACAUGGCCUUCCACAUCUACUGCCUGACCCCUCCGCUGACCGCCAUCCCAGAGGACGAGGACUGGUACUGUCCCACCUGUAAGAACGACAGCAGCGAGGUGGUCAAAGCUGGAGAGAAACUCAGAACCAGCAAGAAGAAGUCCAAGAUGCCUUCAGCCACUACAGAGAGCCAGAGAGACUGGGGCAAGGGUAUGGCGUGUGUAGGCCGCACUAAAGAGUGCACAAUCGUCCCCUCCAAUCACUACGGCCCCGUUCCUGGCGUUCCCGUCGGAACCACGUGGAAGUUCCGCGUUCAGGUGAGCGAGGCGGGCGUACACAGGCCUCACGUCGGAGGGAUUCACGGACGCAGUAACGACGGCUCGUACUCGCUGGUGCUCGCCGGAGGAUUCGAGGACGAAGUUGACCGGGGGGAUGAGUUCACCUACACCGGCAGCGGAGGUCGUGACCUCUCUGGAAACAAGCGCAUCGGCGAGCACUCGUUUGAUCAGACGCUCACACACAUGAACAGGGCCCUGGCGCUGAACUGUGACGCCCCUCUGAACGACAAAGACGGGGCGGAGUCUCGUAACUGGAGAGCGGGAAAACCAGUGAGAGUGAUUCGCAGCUCCAAGGGCCGACGGAUCAGCAAAUACGCACCGGAGGAGGGAAACCGAUACGACGGCAUUUAUAAGGUGGUGAAGUACUGGCCGGAGAUCGGGAAGUGUGGCUUCCUGGUCUGGAGAUACCUGCUGCGACGGGACGACCUGGAGCCGGCACCCUGGACCCCCGAGGGGAUCGAGCGCAGCAAGAAACUCGGCCUCAAAGUCCAGUAUCCUCCUGGGUAUCUGGAGGCCAUGGCUAAUAAGACGAAGCGUGAGGCGACGGUGCGAUCGGUGAGCGGCUCGACGCGCGGCAGGAAGAGAGGACGACCCCGGACCGGAAGACCGUCCAAGAGAAUCCCGGAGGAAGAGGAGGAGAAACCAGCGGAGAACACGGAGGAAGAGCUGCAGAGCAACGGCAGCGCAGACGCUCACGAGGAAGAGGAGGAGAACACGGGAGUGUGUGAGCCGCAGGAGGAGCCGCAGCUCAAGCGUCUGAAGGAAGUGGAGUCGUUCGUUCUCUCAGAGCAGCAGCGGAGUCUGAUACAGGAAGACGAGCCCAACAGGAAGCUGUGGGACGAAGCGCUGAGCUUCCUGUCCGAGGGACCGAACUUCCUGCGGAAGGUGGAGCAGCUGUUCAUGUGUGUUUGCUGUCAGGAGCUGUCCUUCCAACCCGUCACCACCGAGUGUUCACACAACGUCUGCAAGACGUGUCUGCAGCGCUCGUUCCGAGCCGAGGUCUUCUCUUGUCCCGCCUGUCGUCAUGAUCUGGGCAAAGACUACACCAUGAGCCUCAACAAAACCCUUCAGCUGCUCCUGGAUCAGUUCUUCCCCGGAUACAGCAAAGGACGAUGAAUCUGAUCCACAACAAAUGGACAAAGAUCUGCUCUCCGCACAAGCGUCUUACACACACACACACACACACACACACACACACACCAGCCUGACAUCCGUGUUCACAACCGCAAACCCAGUGGAUGUUGGGACUCGACCUCUUCGACACUCAUUAUGAACAUCAUCAGCAUCUGGAUCAAUCACACCGCGUCAAAAACACUUACCACUCAGUUCACACUAAAACUAAAUGGUUAUAUCAAUUAUUCAUCAUAUAUAUAUAUAUAUAUAUAUAUAUAAUUCUAAUAAUUAUUCUAAAUAAGUAAUUAAAUAUUUACAAAAUAAAUAUGAAAUACAUAAAAAUAAAAUAAUUAUAUUUUGCACAUAAAGAAGCCUAUUUUGUGAUCAUUUGCAUCGUGACACACUUAAACACAUUUUAUACCAAAUUCUCAUGAAUGUGUCCAGAUAUUUUAGUUUUGAGUUAUUUAGUUGAAGUUAGUUUUUUUUAUUUCUGUUUAGUCUCAAAUAUUAUUGUUUAAAAAGGAAAAAAAAGGAUGUUUGUUAUUAAAACUAGCAUAAAAUUAGAGGCAGUGCAACAAAUGUGUAAAUGCUUUUAAUAUGUAUCGUUUUUAUAUUUACUUUUAAUAUUUAAAAUAUCGAAAUACAAUUUAACCAAAAAAUAAUAUAUCCGUUUCUUUUGCGUUAUAUUAAUGGUAUAAAAUGUGUUUAUGUUUGCUAAACAAUUAUGUCACUGUUUAGAAUAUCUGAAUGGUCUUUAAAAUAGGCUUCAUUAUCUUAAAGCAAAAUAUAAUUCUUUGUACCUUUGAAUAAUUUGGGAGUGAACUAUGAGUCAAACGUGUUCUUUGACGUGAAUCGAAUGACUGAAUCUUUGAUUCUCUGCUCUGUGAAGCUCAAAGCUGCGGUGAAACGGAGAAUCAGUGUGAAUCUCUCCAGAUCUGCUGAUGUUUCUCCAUCUUCAGCUGGAUCGUCGUGACAGACGGAACGAAUCCGCUGCUCAGUCAUCGUGAACGUGAUCCCAAGCGUUCAUCUGUUCUCUGUUUGUUCCCUUCAGUUGUUUGUUGCUUGGUCUCUUUGUCUCUUUUUGUGGUGAUGUCGUUUUUCUCAAAGAUUUCUGCUUUUGUUUUUCAGGAACUGCAGAUGUACGAUGUUUUUCCUCUCGUCUGUGACGUGUGUCUUUCCCACAGCGAUAUCCCAUCUUUGAUUUCCAGUGCUGGCUUUCCUCUCGUCUGUGAUCUAGGCUGUUUUCUCUCACGCUCUCGCUCUUCUGCUGCGCUUUCCUGUGGUGUUUUAUGUUUUAUUGCACUUACUGAUGAUGAGAAAUGAGAUUGUGACGGAGCCGUCGGUUUAUUUUCCUACCUGUUUGACUUUCACCAUUCGCUGUUUCAGUGUGGCAAAUCUGAUCUGCGGUCCCGGCAGAAACAUCGCUUCGAAUUGUGAUUCCGAAUUUUAUACAUGGUAUAAUACUUGUUAUGUACUUAUUAAAUAUUUUGAUUCCAGAA
This is a messenger RNA of Carassius auratus (goldfish), 4327 nucleotides long. RefSeq names its product E3 ubiquitin-protein ligase UHRF2-like. Gene Ontology annotation, biological process: protein ubiquitination; negative regulation of gene expression via chromosomal CpG island methylation. Bases 228 to 2831 code for a protein of 867 amino acids. Gene Ontology annotation, molecular function: ubiquitin protein ligase activity; protein binding. NCBI's taxonomy places the organism in Eukaryota, Metazoa, Chordata, Actinopteri, Cypriniformes, Cyprinidae. The record is from RefSeq and is a predicted model, not a curated record. The transcript is spliced from 16 exons.